AUGAAGUUUACCGCGGCAACAAUUCUACUUUUUGCGACUCUCGCGCUUGCCAGCCCGGCUCCCAUCGCCAACCCAGACGCGGUGGCCGAGCCCGUCACCAUCGAGACUCGCGAACAAUUCCGCAACGCACUAUCAGCACGCGAUGGGCUUACAGCGCCAGAAGUCCAGCUCGAAGAACGAUCAUCCAGCGGUGGCAAAGGAGGAAAAGGAGGCAAGGGAAGUGGGGGAAACUCCAGCAGCGCUGCGUCGGACAUGCUAUCGCCAAGCCGCGUCUUGCAGGUAGCUGCGCUGGGACUGGGUGUUGUAGAAGUUGUGAGGCUGUGGCCUUAG
Alternaria arborescens is the source of this 330-nucleotide messenger RNA. RefSeq lists its product as hypothetical. The transcript has a single exon. Bases 1 to 330 code for a protein of 109 amino acids. NCBI's taxonomy places the organism in Eukaryota, Fungi, Ascomycota, Dothideomycetes, Pleosporales, Pleosporaceae. The record is from RefSeq and is a predicted model, not a curated record.